AUGUAUUGUCGUGAGUGGGCACAAUACGUCUACAAGAAACACUUUGUUUGGAAUGCAAAGACACAAGAGGACGUUGACAGGGACCAUGCUGCGUAUAUGAAUGCAGGAAAAUACCAAAUCAAAGUUAUACUAGAUGAGUCUGAUCUAUCAGAAGAAGAGAAAGAUCUGUAUGAAAAGGAACACUCGACAGUUUUGAUCAAGCAAUUCGAAGAACUAUUGAAUACGAUCAGUGACCUCAAGACACAAAAGGAAAAAAGCCUUGUUCAAUUGAUUUCGCAAGCAUGUCGACAAUGGAUGACAUUACCUACAGGUCGUUCUGGACUGCCUGAUUUAUUUGAACCUGUCGAAUUCAACUCAUAUCCAGACAACAUUCCACUCGUCGAUGAUGACCAGGAUCCUUCUCAACUCUUGGACCCGCUCAUCAUUGAACGACAGGCUUUGUGUUUACCCUCCGACUGCUUCCACUUGCUCAAGAGCAUGACAGGAGAUAUCAUCAUCUCUCACACAACGCCUACUUGCAACCACAAGAAACCCACGUCAAAGACACCCGCGGACCUUGAAGUCGACCGAACUAUCCUGACAGAACAUGAGCAAGCUGCUGUCAAAAAGGCGCUGGAAGAACUUGCUAUUGCUCUAGACAACGUCUGGAAGCCACUGAACACGUUUUUAGAGCAGCUUGAGACACAAGACAAGGUUCGAUCCAAGUUGUUGGGUGCAGACUGUCAAGAGACGAUCGAUGCGUUUUUUGCCAGUCAAAAGUACGUGCCCUUUGUGGAUGAGUGGACGAACAAUCAGUUGCCGAAUUGGAAGAAGAUCAAGAAACCAUCGGAAGAAGAUGUCAAGAAGCUGGAUAGUUUUGUUCAAGAUCAUUUUCGUCACUUGGGAUCACUCGUCGACCAGUUCUUGUCUGAAUUCGUCACAACUCGGUUCCGUGAUAUUCGCGAGUGGAAUAUCAAUCUCUGGAAGAUGAUUCAUCCCACCAUCAAGGCCAUGGACGAACGUAUCUCCUCCCUUGAGCUUCUUAGAGGGAAACAAUCUUCGACAGACAAGAGUUUACGCGCACUUAACGUAGACUCUCUCAAAAAGAUGGAAAGCACCAAGGAGGUUGAUUCGUCUGAAAAGAGAAUCAUGGCAGAGCUAGAAAAGCGCGUAAGUGAAUAUAAGAAAGACAUUGAGGAACUGAUCAAGUCUUAUUGUGAAUCAUCGCGUCCUACUCUGGCUAGCCGAAUGGACAGAUUGAACAAUAAGGACUUUAAAAAGAAGAUUAAGAAAGUCGAGAGUGGGUACUAUGUCAUUCGUCAGUUCUUCCGUUAUGAAAUCACUGAAAAUGUGUUUCCCGAAUCACUCUUUGGCCGAUUUAUGCUGAUCUGUUUGAAACCGUUGAUGCAGGAAGGUGAAGUCAUGGAGGCAAUGACGAUCGAAAAGGAAGUGCAGCGAUUUAUCGAGUCCCACAAAGAUCUCCUGCAGGAACGCUGUAUCUUGCUCUCUCGUUUUGAGGAAGGUGUACAGACAGGUAGACGAGAAUUAGCUGGUGUGGUUGGUAAAUUGCUGUUGAAGGAAGGCAUGCGUAUUCAAGGUGAAACUGUUGCUCUUCAGCGCCAGAACAAUCUGCUCAAAGUCUUUGGUGUGGAUCCCGUAGAAUCUACCAGUAAAAAGAAGAAGAAUAAAAAGAAAAAGAGUGCUUCUAGCGGUGCGUCGACUCCAUCCUUACAGGAAGAGCCAGCUCCUGCUGACAACAAGGAGUCUCCCAUCAGUGUCAAUGCAGCAGCAACAGCAGCCAAGAAAGCAGUAGAGCCUAAAAAGAAGGCUGGUUCUACUACUGCUACAGAAGAACCCAAGAAGAAGAAAUCAGUUGAAGAACCCAAAAAGAAAGUGGAGCCCAAGAAGCAAGCUUCGUCAGCUGAAGGAAUGAUCAAGAGUGCAGCAGUUGUGGCCGCUUCUGAACCCAAGAACAAAGAGCCUGUAAAGGAGGAAGCCAAGCAACAAAUAUCCCCUAAAGCUGCCAACACGACAACGCAACAGCCACCAGCCUCUCAGCAAGCUGCACCUAAAAUACCCGCUGUUCCUGAAAGCAUCAAGAGGGCUGCUUCCAUUAAGUCUACCAAGCCUGCUGAUCCAGUUAAUCCAAGUACUGACACUCCAAAGAAGGCCCGAAUCUCAUUUGAUCCUAGUAAGGGUGCUGUUCAGGCCAGGGUUAUUGACGACAAGUCACCAGCUAAUCCACCUCGCUCAGACAAGAAGUCUGCGGAGCCCUCUGUUGGUAAUGAAUGGCCAACACUUGAGUCAGAAUCCAAGGGACAAGGUGCUAUUAGUGAACCGGCAAAGGAGAAAAAAGAAGAGGUAUCGAAAAAAGAAAAUGAUGUGCAAGGAUGGGCUGACAUCGUUGCUUCUGUUACAAGUGAUAUAAAGAAAGAAACUUGGAACGGCGCACCAACCAAGGCAGAUGAAAUCAAAGAUGGAGGUUGGGGUAAUGCACCAGCUACAUCAAAUGAAGUUAAAGAUGAAGGCUGGGGCAAUGCGUCUGCUGAACCAGCUGUUGAGCCAGUUACUGCGCCAGAGAUCAAGCAAGAAGCCACUACAACAACCGAGGGUUGGGGCGAUGUUGUUACAGAGAUAUCCAGUGGUUGGGGGGAUGAGCCAAAGGUAGAGACAAAGCCUGUAGAGAUAAACGAUAGCGAGGGUUGGGGAUCGAUCGACACUGUGAAGGCCGACACAAAUGAUUGGAACACCAUUGCUAAAACUGCAGAGACGUGGGGUGAGACUCAAGUGCCUGCUGAAGACAAUUGGAGAGCCACAAAGGAUCGAAGGAGCGGAUGGAAUGAUAAGAACGAAACCCAGACAAAGGGAACGAAUGGAUGGGAUAACACACACAAUAAUACGUGGGAUAGCAUGAAGCAGGACGUUAAGAAAUCUGAACCUGAGUGGCGUCGUAAGGACAAGCCAUCCAGCCAGUCUUGGAGAGAAUUGAAUAACAAUACGGAAACAAAGACCAAGAAGAACGAGGAUAACUUGGACGGCUGGGGACGAAAGAAAGACUGGGAGCCUUCUGGAAACAGUCAAAGAGAUACAAAGGAAGGAUGGAGAUCUUCUCCUACAAGCAAUGACAAGAAAGUCAAAGACGGAUGGUCGUCAUUGAAGGGCACUGGUGAGCCUUUGGGUGGUUGGGGUAACCCUUCAAGUGGUUUUACUGACAACUGGGGCCAGAAAUCUUCUUCACGCGAAGCUACAUUCCAGGACAACAAGUCGACUCCCAAACCUAACUGGAACAAUGCGCAAGUGCCUUGGGAGGCCAGUGGUUCAGCACCCCUUGAUUCAGUGGAGCGACCUAGCACGUUCUCCAGCAAUGACACUGGUUUCUCUGUGACUCCAACUCCCUCUGCUUCUCAAGCCAGUAUGUCUAAGCCUCCUGGAUUGAGCGUGACAACGACAACCAAUGAAGCUUCUAGCCUGAUGUCAACUGGAAACACACCACAAUCGAUCGUUCCCCCUUCCUCUGGUCUACCCGACAUAAAGGAGAUGAAUAAGCCUAUCUUGCCUUUCACACCACCUGGCCAAACGGUGUUUAUGUCGCCUUUAAGCACCGCUGCUGUUCAGUUGCAAGAACCUCUUCCGGCCAACAUUGAUGAUUUUGGCAAAGACAUGUUACUGCUCAUGGUCAAGAACCUUCACCGUGAGAAUAGUACGCUGAUCAGUACAGUCUACUCAUUACAACAAGAUAUGGCCAUGAUGAACCAAAGAUAUGCAGAGAUAUUGGCACUUGCUCGUGAACGCGAAGCUCAAACCGUGCAAUUAUUAGAAACACGCAAACAAACUGAAUUAGAAAAGGCCAAACGAUACUGUAUCUCAUUGGAAUCGCGUGUUAAAGAGUUGGAAGAGAAAGUAAGAGGUGGUUAUCAUGAUCGCACUACUGCUGGAUUCGAAAACCAAGAUUUAUUUGCUGGUUACAGAGAUGAGAUGAAUAGUGGCAGUAAUAAUAAUAGUAGUAACAACCAUAGCUUCCAUCAAAAUCGAGGCCAUAGAAAGAUGUGGUCAAAGGCAACUGUCAUUCGUUGUGGUAAUUGUGGUGAGACAGGCCACAGUAGUGCCGAAUGCAAGGGUUAUUGUAGAUAUUGUGGAAGCUUAGAGCAUUUAUCUGAAGCAUGUCCAAUGAACUAA
Messenger RNA from Rhizopus microsporus ATCC 52813, 4155 nucleotides. RefSeq lists its product as uncharacterized. The transcript has 3 exons. Lineage: Eukaryota; Fungi; Mucoromycota; Mucoromycetes; Mucorales; Rhizopodaceae. Gene Ontology annotation, molecular function: nucleic acid binding; zinc ion binding. Bases 1 to 4155 code for a protein of 1384 amino acids. The record is from RefSeq and is a predicted model, not a curated record.